AUGAAAGAAUGGCAGUGUCUUUGUUUUGCUAUUAGUGACACGAAAUAUGUGUCCAAUCAAAAAACUUCCUAUUACGGAACAAGAACGUUGCUUUUGUUCUGUACUUUGAUCCAUGCAAGCCUUUUUUGGCCGACUGUCCUAUUAGAGAUCAAAAUACGUAUACCCACAGCAGAAGAGAAAGCUUUGGUGGAAAACAUGACCAGUUGGAUACAGAACGAGACAAUAAAGACGUACAUGUCCUCGCACCUGCUUUUAUGUCCCAAUCAGGACAUGUGUUUCGGAGAUAAAUUUAAGAGAAACUACACAUACGAACAAAAAAUUCACUCUUGUUCUUUGUGUAGCUGCAGUGAUGAAUGUUUCCGAAAAAAAAAUUGCUGUCCUUGGCGAAAUUACGUACAAAGUAAAAACAGUACCCCUAAUUUUAUAACAUAUUUGGAUCACAGAGUUUCAAAGCCCUCACGCUAUGAUAACAUUCCAUUAGUAUGUAGAAAAGCCGUACUUCAUGAAAAAUUUUACGUCGAGCAAGGAUACUUUAUGAUUUCUUCAUGUCCAGACCAUUUUGUCGACGCUGAAAUUGUCCGAAAAUGCCAAGAAUCUGAAAACGAUGAACGUGAUUAUCGUAGGGCCCAACCUGUAACUUCUUUGCGAUCGAACGAAACCUUUAAAAAUCGCGACUGUGCUCUUUGCAAUGAAGAACCUCCCGAGACGUUGCUGGCAUGGACGACAAGGCUUUUCUGCAAGGAGGCAAAAGACACUUUCCAGAUCACUUCCGAGGAAGAAUUACAGAGAAAACUGUUUGUACCAUCACCCUUCUGUAACGUAGAUUUUUUACCCCCGUCGAAUAUUAUGGAAGAUAAAGUCAGAAAAUGUUAUACCGAUAACAUGCUAGAGAAAAAAUGCAAUGGUUCGAAAGAUUGGGAGAAAUUUGAUUCAGAGACAGAAAGAGGAUGUCACAUGGAUUAUGUUAGCCCGUAUACUCACUGCAAACCCAUAAACACUCAUCAAACUUUCAAGAACAUAUACUGUGCAAUGUGUAACGUUAAGAAUUGGACCAAAGAUCUCGCUAUAGAGUGUGAUGACGAUUUUUCGAUUGGAACUAUUAAAUUUUCAUUCUCGGCAUUGCUUGAUUUCAGUGGAAGCUAUUCUAAGAAAGAUGCCCAACCCAGGGAGUGUCCUGAACAGCAAAUAUAUGAUCCUCUGAUGAGGAAAUGUCUUCAAAUAAAUUGCGGGUCAAGUCUGAUGUAUGAAAACAAUGAAUGUGUUCCAAUUCACAAAAUGAUAGACCAUCACUUUUAUGAAAUCAACUUGAUAUUUACACCACACAGAAGAGAUACGAACACAACUGUACUUGGAGCUCUCUCUGCGAUUUUAGAUGAACUACUGAGGAAUAACGACAUUCAGAGGCAUAUGACUGUUCUUCAUAGCAUGUCUAACGAAGAUGACAGAUACCGUAAUUCUGUAGAAGAUUCUGAUUUUUAUAUUGCCGUGUAUGUAGAAUUGAAAGUUAAAGAACUUCACAAUCACAAAAAAUAUAUGGAAAAUCUCAUUGAUAUAUUUCGCUUCUCGUCCUCGUUAUCCAAGACUUUCAAAAUUGAAAUUAUUGGCCAAUCAUUUAGUUCAAAAUAUUACCCUAUGUUUUUAUCAGGCCAGGUCGUAAAAUUCUUCCAGAAUCCUUUUUCUGCCGACUUAUGGUAUCCACAAUUGACUAUUCCGGGUAAAAUUGUAAGUAUUUUAAAUGUUGAUAGAUAUAUGCGGUCAGUCUUAGCUCCAGUUACUUUGUGUCCAAGAGUAACAAUACACAAAAGUCAAACCAAAGUUAUUGUGUCCAAAUUAACACUCUGUUUAGUCGAUUAUAAUUUUUGUGUUAAAUCAGAGUACUUCACGGAAUCGCCAGAUAAAGCUAAGGUGGAGGUCUGUGUGGAUCAGUAUGUGCAGGGAAUGAAUGCAGCCUUCUCCAUAUCAUUGAAAUCGUUUACAGAAGAAAGAGUUUUGUCGAUGAUUUGCCUAUCUUUAUCCUCAUUCGGAUGUAUUGGGUCAGUGGUGACACUUAUUAUACAUGACGAAAUCAAACAUCUUUAUGGGUUAAAUGUUGUCUCUACAUCUAUACAUUUGUUACUAGCUAACAUCUUCUACUUUCUUUCUACGGUCUCACCCUUCUCAUCCAUUCUCUGCAUGACUGUGGGCGCCAUUACCCACUUCCUUUGGCUAUCAGUUAUGACGUGGAUGACGUCUUCCUGUUUUUCUUUCUUCCGUAUGUUUACGACCACCCGGUUAACAAAACUAGAAACUCCUCCUACGAGGAAAAAGUUUCUCUGGAAUAUGUUUUGCAGUUUCUUUUUCCCAUUUUCCAUGGUAUCGUUGAAUGUACUGAUAAGUUUUCUUGUAUUCCCAAACCAUAGUUAUGGGUAUUCAAUGUUCACGUGUUACAUCUCUAAACCGGAAAUGAUCUUUUACACCUUUGCUUUGCCUUUAGCAGUAAUGGUCGUCCUUAAUAUCUUUAUGGUUAUAAUGACAGCCCGUAGAAUCAAGAUAAGACGUAGCGCAUCGUUGCUCCUAGACAAUGACCGACGCAUGGUUCUUAUUUUCUGUAGAUUGUCUACACUCACUGGGGGGGCGUGGCUGUUCGGAUUUUUUCAUCAAAUUUUCCAGAUUCAAGUGUUUUCGUACUUGCACAUUCUCAGCACUGGUACACAAGGUGUAUUUAUUUUCUUUGCGUUUGCAUUCCAGUUGAUUUCAAAGAGUUUUAAAACUUGGAAAAUGGAGAAAACAAAGUCGCAGGCAACUGACACGGCAGAAAGCAUGUAA
Molecule: messenger RNA, 2805 nt
Organism: Saccostrea echinata
Lineage: Eukaryota; Metazoa; Mollusca; Bivalvia; Ostreida; Ostreidae
Exons: 3
Coding region: 1-2805 (934 amino acids)
Biological process (GO): cell surface receptor signaling pathway; G protein-coupled receptor signaling pathway
Cellular component (GO): membrane
Molecular function (GO): G protein-coupled receptor activity
Source: RefSeq, a predicted model, not a curated record